This is a messenger RNA of Ordospora colligata OC4, 2595 nucleotides long. RefSeq lists its product as uncharacterized. NCBI's taxonomy places the organism in Eukaryota, Fungi, Microsporidia, Ordosporidae. Bases 1 to 2595 code for a protein of 864 amino acids. The record is from RefSeq and is a predicted model, not a curated record. The transcript has a single exon.
AUGAUUAUUCAAAGGUUCAAGGAGAUAAGAGACAAGAUAUACAACAAUAUACACAUGAUCACAGAGAAUGAUAUGAGAUUCAUGAGGGAUGUGCUAUGUACAAGAGAAAUGGAGUAUGGGCGAAUAAAGACAUACUCUGUAGAUGAUAGUAAGGCGCUUGCAUUAUAUACGCUAAAGUACAACGUAGUGGUUCUCUUGGACUUUGUGUGUAGAAAUAAGAUUGAUCUAGGUACAGAUAUUUGUAUGACCAUAUGCGACCUUUUAUUUGAGGACAUGUCUGUGGUAACGCCGGAAUGCAGCCUCGAAAUUGAGGAUAUUAAGGUAAGGAUUGAUGAAGCAAUUGUAGACAUACUGUGCAUGAUCGGUGAUGGGAUGCAUGUCGAGAAAAUACAAAGACGAUUGAGUGAGCAAGAAAUUCCUGACAGGGUCACAGUGAAUCUCGCCGUAAUGUUUGAGACAUCUUCAUGGAAGUCUUAUGAUCUACGUGUUAUUCAUGAGUUUAUGCUUGGACCUGUUCUACUGGAACUGCUCAGAAGCUUCAAAGAGGCGCUUCGUCCACAAAUAAGAGAGAAAAUAAUCAACAUAUGCAAAGAGAAGCUAAGAUUAGGAAGAGAUAAAGCAGUGAUAUAUCAGAUAUUCUAUGAGCUCAAUGAGAAGAAGGACUUAGCUCUUCUGGAUAUUGAUGAGGAAGACAAGGAAGAAUCGUAUGUUGGGUUUGUAUAUUCACUAAUGGUUGAUGAGGAAAGCUAUUUGAAAGGAUAUGAGGCGCUGUCUAAGGCAGGAUUAUUUAAUGACUUACGAAAAGCUCUUGAGAUGAUUAAUUCACUCAGCCAGGCAGAAUACAAGAAAAUCAGGUCUGAGGACGAGAAGCUGAUACAUCAUCUUAUGGAGGUGAUAGUGAAGCUGAUGAUGUUCAGAGAUCGUGAUCUUGAGUAUGUAAGGUUGUAUUUUAUGAGGUUUAUUGAGGUAUUUCUGAAUACUCUUGUGGGGCAGAUAUCGUUGAAGAUCAAGGGAUGCAUAUAUGAGAUUCUCUCGUCGUUUAUGAGAGAUGAGGAAUGUAGAGAAACAAUAGUUGAGUUUAUGAAAGGCGUUGAUAUAUUCAACAAGGAUGGUGUGUCUUUGGAUUUUGAGAAAGAGCUUAGUUACAGAGUAUUUGAGAUGACGCCUAGCUUCCUUAGGUUCUGUGUGUUUUAUGGAGGGAAUAACACUGUGGCAUUUGCAAUCAAUGCGCUUAAAAGCGAAGAUCCAUUAACAAUUAUGCGGAGCUUUGAUGUGCUUGAGAGGUUUUAUGAGAAACGAGCCAUGACAGAGGAUGGAAAGACUGAUGAUUGUGUGAGCUCGCGACUCUCACUGAUGUCUCAACACAUCCGAGUUGCAAUGUUGAACAACCCACAGGUGACAAACAGAGUCUUGGAGUUUCAACUGAAUACUGGGAUAGUUAUAAGUGAUGUGCAGAUUAUCAAUGUGAUUCUAUCGACACCAAAUGUAAGGUUUUUCAAGUAUGCAAGGCUAUUUGCCGAUUUUUCAUUUUUUAUGAAUGAGAACUUUUUGGAAAGACUUGCUGAGGAUGACAUUGAAGGAUUCAGAUAUCUAUAUGAAGUAACGAAGGAGAAUCACGAAGCAUGCAAGUUUGUGAUGAACAACGAGAGCUGGUUUAAUGCAUAUGUAAAUGAAAAUGCAGAUGUGAGGGAGAUUGCAAUACAGAUCUAUGAAAACUUGGUUGAUUAUGACAUUGAGAACGUCGAAGUCGGAUUUGGAAAUGGGUUUUUGGUGCCUGAUGUGAGCCAUCCAACUGUUUUUAGAGUCUUGUCUAAGAUGAUCUUGUAUUCUGUAUACUCAAGAAAAGGUCCGUAUAGUGAUUACAUUACAGACAAAGACUAUGUGCUGGAUAAAUCGAACAUUGAUGAAUACUGCACGUACAUCAAGUGCAGGAUUGUUGUUGGUGACAAUGUUGAGGAGCGAAUAAGGCAUUUAAUGAUGCAAUAUAUAGGAAUCGAUGAGUUGUUUGGAUACUACGAGGUGCUUUCUGGAACAUCGUUGAACAUCCCAUCAUCCAAGAGCCUGUUGCUUAAUAUUGGAAAGAAAAGCACUGAGAUGUUUAUAAGCAUGUUUGAGUCAUCGAACAAUUUUGAGAAAUUCCUGCUGUUUUUUGUGCUUGGAGACAUUUCUAUAGAAAACAGCAAGGCUGUCGAAAGAAUCAUUAGAAACGAAGUGACACGCAUUGUGGUAUCCAGGUCAUCCGAUCCGUCUGAGAAGAUGAUUUUGAGGCAAUGUCUUGUUACACUGCUGUCUCUCAAUAGCAUAGACUCGAUUGUCAGAUUGAUGAAUGGAUACGAAGACGUGGAUCUGCUUAUAAAGGUCUGCAUACGGAACCUCAUGUGUGGAGGCUCGUACUUUCCUAGCUCAGCCGUGAUGAAAGGUUGUUUGGAACUGCAGGUUUAUGCAGUAUUUAUGCUACACUACCAAUCUAUAUGGGACCUGUCUGCAUUGAAAGACUGGAUUGUUUAUCUUAGGAGAGAAUGCAAGGACAAUCAGUAUCUUGAGUAUCUAGUCAAUGAUAUCAAGAGUAAGAAUGCUAGGAUAGGAAUUGAUUAA